GACAUGUUUUUUCCCUGCCAUAGAUUAAGCUGUUGAUGAGUUUAGCACGGCUUGUAUGAUGAAAUCGGAUCGGCGAAUGGAUAACAGAUGUCAAUAUUUCAUGAAAGAAUUCAUAAGUUUCUUUUUUUGGAGAACAGUCUCUUUCUGCGGAGGCCUUGAAAGACAAGAAGUUAAAAUAGUUGUGGUAGUACUGGCUAUCCUCACUGGGAAAAUCAUUGCCGCUCCAGCCUCAGAAGAGCACGCUAAACUUGCCAGCAAGUCGAGAAACGUACGCCAAACAGGUCAUGAAAGGUGUCCGGAGAAAGACCAGAGAAAGCUGGAAGGUGUGCACACGGACUGCCCGUGGUAUUAUUGUGUGAAUAUAGAUGAGAAUAGGUUACCUGUAUAUAUAAACGUCGCCAUGUGCCUGAACAGCAACGAAUUCUCGCCAGGAUUUCAAUGCGAGCGUGUCCUGUACAACAUGGAAGUACAUCGCAAAAGUCCCGGCGACGGAGAGAACGGCUUAAUAAAAUCCCACCAAAGCAUUCCCGUUGCUUGUGUGAAAACAAACUUGGUCCGUAAAUCUUCCAACGAAAGAACCACAACGGAAGAUGAAGAAGACCAUCCGCCACCAAUGAUAGACUAGGUCAAUUAGUGUCACCCAGAGAGAGAGAGAGAGAGAGUACACAACAAUCUUUCAAGGGCAUGAAAUGAAAAGGCAUUAAAAUAAAGGCUCGUGGUGAAAAUUACCAUGCAUAUCUUCAUUCCACAUAAAUUAUAAAAAGAUAAGAAAAAGGGGCAGAAAGUGAGCUGAAAUGGUAAAUGUGAACUGCAAAUGUGUAAAUGAAUGUAUAUAUGUGUGUGUGUGUGCGUGUGCGUGUGUUCAUUCAUUAUACUUUUAAUGAAUAGAUCUGUUGUGAUAUUUAAUUGUUAUGUGUAUUUUUUACCGAUGUCAGCAAGUAUCUCACGUAUAUAUCCUAGGAAACUUCAGGAUAUAAAAUAUUUUUGACGUUUUUGUAUUUUGUAUACACUUUUGUAUUUGAUAAGUGAAUGUUUACCCAAUUUAAUAAUCACAUGUAUGUCUAAAGGCCAAGCCAU
Messenger RNA from Lingula anatina, 1077 nucleotides. RefSeq lists its product as uncharacterized. Gene Ontology annotation, cellular component: extracellular region. Lineage: Eukaryota; Metazoa; Brachiopoda; Lingulata; Lingulida; Lingulidae. Gene Ontology annotation, molecular function: cytokine activity. The record is from RefSeq and is a predicted model, not a curated record.